Dermacentor albipictus is the source of this 2125-nucleotide messenger RNA. RefSeq lists its product as uncharacterized. The record is from RefSeq and is a predicted model, not a curated record. NCBI's taxonomy places the organism in Eukaryota, Metazoa, Arthropoda, Arachnida, Ixodida, Ixodidae.
GCGUCAAGCAGAAGGCCAGUCAGCCGUCAGCGUUUCGCGUGUUUUCUGUAUUUGCCGCAGGAGAGUUUGCAGCGACCUCCCUUGCGGUAUUUUGUUCCUCGGAGGCAUGCCCUCGGAAUCGGAAAAAGGAGGUGAUCAAUAUGCAGUCGUCAAGUUUCCAGAGGAAGGCAACUCUGUGGCUCUUGUACAUACCAAGUGGCUGCAUGGCGAUGUCUGCUUGUGGCCACAGGAUUCCAAGAAUGUUUCGUAUUUAGCCAAAUGUGGAGCCUCUCCAUCCUCCAACUGGCAAGUCGUGCCAUGUGUGCCCAUAGACACAUUCAGAACAUAUGAUGCAGCGCGACAAAAGCUCAAGCAAGCUGAAGAUGGGUCAGACUUGGGGAGUGAAGUGGACCUGGGACGGGGCAAAAGAAAAAAGCAACGAAGAGCCCUUAGCUCAAGUCCGGAAAGUGUGCAGCGACUACCACUUCCACCGCCCUCUAUGAUGAAAAAAGCACAGAAGAGGGAUGGGAGACGUAUUCACAAGCAGUCAUCACAUGCAUCAACAUCUAGGGCUAAUGAUCCCAAUGUUUGCAGUGAUCAAGGCGCAGUGCAAUGUGCACAAAUGUGUGCUAGCGAGACUUCAGAAUCUGAGGGUGAGGCUGAGUCUGGAGGUGAACAAGAUGCAAUGCAAGAAUCAUCAGGCAUUAAAAGAUCGUUCACAGCUCACUCUUUGAUGAAAAGAGCAAGCCAAAUGGGAAAUACACAGUGCAACAAUGAGAAGUGGCAUUCAAGUCAGUCUGUUGCACCUAUUUCAGAUGAUGGCAUUAAGCAGGUCAUCAGGCUUCUACAAACGGUAAUCUUGAGAGUCGAGCACCUGGGAAGCCAACUAGACGUAAUAAAAGCAAAGCUUUGUGACCAACAACUGCAGCCUGAAGCAGAUUUGUUAGAAAAACCAUUUUGUGACAUCACGGAGUUCGAACUGUUUGAUCAAGGCCUCUCAGAAAGUGAUGCAAUGAAGUCAAAGUUGGUUUCUAUGUAUGAAAUAAGCAAGUAUCCUUGCUUGUAUAUGUAGAAGGUUUUAUGUGCGCUGCAGUUCUUAAUUCCAGGUAGAAAAACUUUUUUUUUCUUCAUGUACCUAAAGGUCCUUUUACAGGCAUUACGUAGGGGGUUACAUAUUACAUAACAUCACGGGGAAUAAAUAAUGAAAAUAUACAAGCGUGAAAUGUACCUGGCUUUUUGCACUUAAAAAACGAAAUGUAAUGUAUAAUAGCCAUAUCUUAAGGGACUAAUUUUGUGAACAGUGUACUUGUAUAUUCCUCAGAUCCAACAUAACACAGUACCUUUCAAAGUCAGUAUUUAUGUCAACUGGUCUUUUGCAAACCUGAAAAUGGCUGUUUCCUUGAACAGAUGGUGUGAGCAAUUACUCAUAUCAGCAACUCGUGUGCGUGGACAAUGAGCCCAUUUCUACAGUUUUCUAGUGGCAUUACCACUAGAAAGCUUCUACAUGCCACUAUGUAUUUGCAUGACUACAUAUCUAGUGGCAUUUAAAAUGUACUGCACAUUCAUAAUUUUUGUCAUUGAUGGUACAGCAGUACAUAAUGUACAAAGUUUCAAUCUUCUGAAAAGCUGGUUGCUACAAAAGGAUUACACGCUUGACAUAUGCUGCCACCUGCACUCGGUUUUCCAUUACACCAAAUAUAUUAGCCUAUCACUUCCGGUUUAUUUAUGAGAAGGAUGAAAGUUGUCCAUGGGUGUGGACAGUCAGACUGAAGAGGGUAUAGCAAUGAUGUUAAAGGUUUUUGCAGUGCCAUUGUAGUGCUUAAGUGCAUAAAUGAAAUAAAACAAGACUACUACUUUGCCUGUCAUUUGGAAUUGCAUUGAACUUUUUUGUGAGAUACUAAGCGCUGACCUCUGAGGUAUAAAACACCGAUGAAAACAUAGUGCCAUGCUAGAAACUUGUAGCAUGUUUGGUAUAAGAUGUAAAUCUUGUUUAGGAUUCUUUAUGCUUUAAAAUCUGCAAUCAUGUUUUAUUGAACCUUGCACUGCAGCCUGAAACUCGCUUUCACUCAGUGGGUGGCUUGAAAAUUCACCUGCUAUAAAAAAUUGCUUAGUGUUCUUUGAAAUGUUGGUAUUCCUGUAAUGGUAU